AUGGAACGCCGCCUUAUAAAUUACUCACACGCAGGGCAUGAACCUCCUAGUCUCUCCUGGCCGGAAGGAGACCAACGGAGAAGCACAAGAGUAGUCGUUAUUGAGAGAGACGACUUAGAGAAUACCUACGGAUACAUAUUCGGUAUUCUCACGCCCUACUUCCCAAAUUAUCCUACUGCAGACUUCAUUGCUAUAUCGCAAUACACCUCUGGCUCCUGUGCUACACAAAGCGUUACUGCACACACUCUGGAGCAAGACCUAGGCCAGGAAUAUCCACCCGGCACUAGACGUAUCAAUAACCAACUCCGUCACAACAAUCGCCCUAUCCGGCGCGAAGGGGAUUUCUGGGUCUACGAAGACAAUAACGGAACUGCCCCUCCGAAUUACGAUAACUGCUCAUACCGAAACGGGCGUUAUUACUUCACCCUUGAAGACGGAACAGAAGAAGAGGAUAUUUGGAACGAAACAGAAGCUCAGUGGGAACUAGCCCCACAAUACAGGGAACCGGCGCCGGUAAUCCCCGAAGACUCGGAGCAAGAGGAAACAACCUCGGAAUCAGACUCCGACUCACCAGACCAAACACCGAUCAACACCCGAAACGAACCACUUGCCGAAAUGUCGGGACAAGCUUCGACUUCUACAAACACCCCUUCCGCGACAGUACAACCCGGAAGAGGAAAAGUCAAACUCCCAGACAAUUACACAGGCGACCGCAUUGAAUCCCAGAAAUUCAUGCUCCAAUGCCUCCUUCUUUUCGCAGCAGAAUCCGAUCGGUACAAGACCGAUCAAGACAAAAUAUCCCUUGUGCUCUCAUGCAUGAGAUACGGCACGGCGGGAGCUUGGGCGGAGAACUUCCUCCUCAAAUCAGUAGGAGCAGACCCACCUACCGAUCUAGGCACCUGGAAGGACUUUUUAGCCAAGUUCAAAUUACAGUUCAGAGAGACGGGCAAGACCGACAAGGCGCGAAGCGCACUUAUGGCCUUCUCCCAAGGACGAAUGACGGUUGAUGAAUACUCCAACCAAUUCAUUCUCAUCGCCGCCGAUGCCGACAUCUCCGAUAAAGAGCAAGUCCCUUACUUCCAACGCGGGCUAGACCCGCGCGUCAUGGACAAAAUAUACGACAAGGAAGUUCAGCCAAAGGAUACGAUUCAGGACUGGAUCAAUACAGCCUGCGAAAUAGAUGGAUGA
Messenger RNA from Heterobasidion irregulare TC 32-1, 1188 nucleotides. RefSeq lists its product as uncharacterized. The transcript has 3 exons. Bases 1 to 1188 code for a protein of 395 amino acids. Lineage: Eukaryota; Fungi; Basidiomycota; Agaricomycetes; Russulales; Bondarzewiaceae. The record is from RefSeq and is a predicted model, not a curated record.